Messenger RNA from Colletes gigas, 1714 nucleotides. RefSeq names its product juvenile hormone esterase-like. Lineage: Eukaryota; Metazoa; Arthropoda; Insecta; Hymenoptera; Colletidae. The transcript has 10 exons. Bases 11 to 1645 code for a protein of 544 amino acids. The record is from RefSeq and is a predicted model, not a curated record.
UCUGUCGAUAAUGAACGUCUUAAUCCUUUUUACACUUGUAUCGUUAUCAUCGUCGUAUCGAUCUCUCGGUAUGAUACGAACUCCCGCGAUUCAAACGAAAUUGGGACCCGUGCAAGGUGCUGUUUUGUCCACCGUGUGGAAUUCGAUUAAGUAUUCUUCGUUCAAAGGAAUUCCGUUCGCAACACCACCUGUUGGUCGCCUCAGGUUCAAGCCACCUGUGCCGCCAACCCCGUGGAACGCAACACGGGCCGCCAUUGAGGAGCCAGAAUCAUGUCCUCAAGUAUUCCUCGGCGAUUUCCAUUACAUGGGAAACGAGGACUGCCUGUAUUUGAGCGUAUUCACUCCUGAGACGAAUUUUAAUCGAAACAUGACUCCACGGGCAGUUAUGGUGUGGAUGUACGGUGGUUCCUUUGUUUCGGGAUUCAUCAACACAACGUACUACGGUCCGGAUUUCUUCAUAGAGAAAGAUGUGAUCAUAGUCAGCAUCAACUAUCGCGUCGGUGCCCUCGGAUUCUUAAAUUUGAAUCAUCCUGACGCGUUAGGCAAUGCUGGCUUGAAGGAUCAGACUAUGGCGUUACGAUGGAUUCAAGAAAAUAUUGCAGCGUUUGGGGGUGAUCCGGGCCGAGUGACGAUUUUUGGGGGAAGUGCUGGCGCCACGUCCGUGACUUUGCACUUGUUGUCAGAACAUUCGCGAGGGCUCUUUCAUCGGAUCAUCGCCCAAAGCGGUACACCGAUGUUCCCUCUCUAUUCGUCGCCAGAAUUGGCGCUGAAUAAUGCUGUUAGGCUCGCUUCUACCCUCGGGUUCACGUCACAAAAUCCAGCGGAAAUCCUGGAAUUCUUACUUCGUGCACCUGCCCAGGAUAUCGUGCAGAAAACAGAGACUAUGGGCGUGGCCACUGCAUACGUUACACUGCCGUUUGCCCCUACGACGGAAAAUAACCGUCUCGCUGCACCCGAAGACAUAUUCCUGUCCGAAUGUCCGAUAAAGGUGCUUGAAAGUGAAAAAUUCCACAAAUACGACGUAAUGUUGGGUUUCGCCAAAGAUGAAUACAUUACGUUUUUGCCCUUCGUUUAUCGAAUACUAGAUAGGUUCGCAAAAAUAUGGAACACACUCUUCGAGUAUAUUCCGUUCAUCCCUGAGUAUUGGUAUGGUCCGCUGAAUGAACUGUUGACGAUUGGACAAGAGUUCGUAUUUAAGGCACCGAUCGAUCUCACUCGAGAAUUAAUAGAACAGAAUAACGAUGGCCAUCCUAUUUAUUUUUAUCAAAUAUCGUACAGUUCGCCCUAUGCCUUUCACCAUAUGGCUAACGUUUCAAUAGAAGGAGCUAGCCAUUAUGAUGACGUCUCGUUCAUUUUCAACAUGGAAAUAUUGCAUGCUCCCACUGAUCCAAAACAUCCUUAUAAUCAAUUUCGAAGUAAGGUGGUCACGUUGUGGACGAACUUCGCCAAAUAUGGGAAUCCUACACCGCAAGGCGAUAAAGAGCUAGGAGGCGUAAUUUGGGAGCCAUCUGGAAAAGAUGGCCGAGUAUUUAACAUCAGUGAAACUUUCGACAUGAUGAAUCGUAAUGAUGUGAUAACCGAACGGAUUCUUCUUAUCCAAAAAUUGGUCUAUUCUAUCGCGCAUUAUAUAUCUGGCUGCAGUUGAAUUGUAUCAAUUGAAUUGACGCGUUUGAAUGUUGUAAAAUAAAUAAAGGGACUUUUAUUUCAGUAACAA